Messenger RNA from Prosopis cineraria, 2342 nucleotides. Its product is annotated as putative disease resistance RPP13-like protein 1. The coding region runs from base 154 to 567 and encodes 137 amino acids. The transcript is spliced from 2 exons. The record is from RefSeq and is a predicted model, not a curated record. Lineage: Eukaryota; Viridiplantae; Streptophyta; Magnoliopsida; Fabales; Fabaceae.
CCUCAACAAGGAAAUCAACGUUAAAUUUUGGAGACUUGAGCAUAAUUGAAACACAUUUCAUCUCUCCAACGUAACUGUUGUGUCUCAUAACUGCAACUCAGAUUUCCAUUUCACAGUGACUGCAGAUAACCAACCAACCAAACACAGGAAACAAUGGCUGAGUUGGUGGCUGGAGCGUUUCUGUCCUCUUCCCUUCAGGUGGCCUUCCAGAAAUUGGCUUCUCGUGAAGUUCUUGACUUCUUCCAUGGCAGGAAGCUCGAGGAUGGCUUGCUGAAAAAGCUGCGCAUCAUUCUUCUGCCUGUGAAUCAGGUUAUUGAAGAUGCAGAGGAAAGGCAGUAUCGAAAUCCUAACGUGAAGCAGUGGCUUGCCGAGCUCAAGGAUGAAGUCUUCAAGGCUGAAGACUUGAUCGAUGAGAUUACUACUGAGGCAUUGCGACAGAAACUGGAUGCUGAAUCGCAGACUCUGACUGGCAAGGUACAAGGUUGCUUUACUACUAUCGUUAAUCAAAGGCUGUUCGAAAAGUGUUUAUAUUGGUAUUUCAAAAGGAAUAAAUAUUUUUAUGAAUAAUAUUAAACAUUAUUUAAGGCUAUUAAAAUUGAAAAUUGAUUUCUCUAAUUGUCUUCAAAUGCAACGUUUAGAGACCGCUAAAAUGAAUUAGUGUAAUGAGCCAUAAUGUUUAUGAAACUAGUAAUUAAAUCAUGCUUUCAGACUGUUCAAAGGUGGUCUAAUCUUGUCUAUAAAUACCAAGGAGUGUUGUAAGUCCAAUGCCAUGCUCUUCAGUUUUCGAGACAAUUCUUUCCUCGACCUCUAUACUAUGUUGUGCGGCCUGAGUAUUAUUCUGCUGGUCUUUGUUAUUUUGUGUCCUUGUUUAUUUUUACAAGAUAAGCUUUUUAAUUUUGGGGAGCUGCCGCUCAAUCAAUUGGUAUGGCGGAAUAGCUCUUAAGGAUAAUGUUUUUUGGCAUAACUCAAACUAUAAUUUUAUUCACUAGUGCCAAUAAUCUCAAGAGCUAUUUUCCAGUAUGUUAAAUGGACAAUGGUGAAUAAUGAACAUGAACACCAAUAAUGCAUGCCUAUCUAGCCUGGUGCCAAUAAUGAAGAGAUGUCUGUCAUUCACACGGCUAGGCUUUCUGUCACAGGUACGCAUCUAAGAAUAUCUAUAAUUUUACUCAAGAUAUUAAUGGAUUUUGGGGUUGAAGUGAUCGAUUAAAGGACGUGUAUAUGAUAUAGUAUGGACGGAUUGCUAUUUGUUGUGGUUUUGUUUCAGGUAUGUGUUAAGAAUUUGACAAAUAACUGAUUUGUAAUGAAGCAUUAUCAAAACCAAUAAUGGUACUUUAUUUUGAAUUGACCAACCAUUGUCAUCAUUUAUUUAUUGCAAUAAAGAUUUCCCACGGGUUUCACAAGGAAAUAUCCAAAUUUAAAACUGUUAUUUGGUCAAUACCUUUAAAUAGGCUUUAUUGCAAUAUUGAGUGAUAUUAGGCUUUUUAGCCAUUCAUGUAUUUAUGUCUGCAUAAUUGUGUUUGUGUAACUAAUGAAGGUGCAAAUUAGGCUCUAGGUCCGAUGAUGGGGGUAUGAGAUUUGUUAUGAGACGAAGUGUUCAGAUAAGAGCACACUCUUGAAGUGGGUUAGUAUGGUUAUGAUUAAUGAAUACCAAAGAGUGUCCAAUAUAUCCCUCUAUCUGAACUUACCUAAGACCUUAAAAAUGCUUCCUUUUAGAUGAAAAGUGUUAACCUGGGGAACACUGAUGGCAGUUGAGAUACUCGAAUCGCUGUAACAUUGAGACAACUUGAGACCUAUUUUUAUAGGUACAUCUAAUAUUGAAUAAAACCCUAUGAUAUUUUUGAAGCACAAUAAACCAUUGAUUUGUAUUAGUAGCAAAGUCAUGUGGUGCCUUAAAAGAAUUUGAUAGUAGAAUAAUGUUGUGUCUAUUACUCGUGGAAGAAUAAUGAUAUGUGAAUUGUAGAUCAUCAUAAAAAGGCAUUGAAGCUAUUUCUCUAUUACGCAUUUGGUUUUAUAAUAUAUAUUAAGCAGGAACUUUAUGAAUGAGAGGUGGAAGAUAAGUGGAGAUAACAACUGUCUUUUCAAGACAUUAAAGCAGUAGUAAUACAAGGUCUGGCCAUCAUUCAUUUCUUCUUAUUGGUUUUAUAAAUAAAUAAAUGUCAUUAAAGGUGUUGAAUUUUUUUUUCUCAAAAACGCAUAUUGGUUUGUGAUAUUUUAUGAUUAUGGGUGUCAUGACUGAAAUUAAUCACAAUUGAAUUUAUUUGCGUAGGAAAAAUGAGUGAAGAACUUAACAUGGUGUUAAAGUUUUAUUCAAAGUAUGAAAAAGCUUUGCACACCUUAUUUUA